ACCACUCCCAAACACGCCCUCCCCAUCUCUCUCUCUCUCUCUCUCUCUCUCGCUAGAAGCAAGCAGUAGUGGUAGAUCUUGUUUAGCAGCGCAAAUCUAGGGAAUUUUUAUCUCAGAAAAACGUACUAAAAUACGAAAUCUGAAAUCUGAUCCUCUGUAAUCGUUAACCUGGAUUUGUUCUGCUAUCUUCUCCUUCAACCUAGGUUUUGCUCUUAAAUUUGUCAUCUUUUUGUUUUGGGUUUUGUAUUUUUUUUGUUGGUUUAUCUCAAGGGGGCUUGAAGUUUGAUUUAUUUGUUGUUCUGAGGUGUUUCUUGUUGCUUUCUUGGACGAUUAUAUAUAAAAUGAAGGGUUUUGUCUGUUUUGGUCACAUGAAUUAGGGUUUUGAAUUGGAACUUUUGUUGUAGUCAUUUUUAAUAUUGUGGAUUCGGUGUGUUCUGAGUUGUGAGGUAUGGGAUAAUUUUAAUUUGAUUUAAUCAGGCUCAGUUUAGUGAUGAGCUUUGCUUUGGUAGACCCGCAAAAUGAAAUUAUGUUCAUUGCUAAUUUUGAUUUGUUUUCUUCGUACUUUCCUCAUUAGCCAAACUGGGUUUCUUUGUGUGAGUGCUUAUUCUGCAAAAAGUGACUUCUUUCAAAGACAUCAAUGUUGGAUAAGAUUCAUUCGACUAACUUUGGAAAUAUUUUCCUUUUAUUUUUGCAGUGGAAUUUUGGGACCAUUUACUAUUGACUUGGUAUUGAAGAAGUAAAAUCAAGAUGCCGUGGACGUCUUCUUUUGUGAAUUACAGCAGGAACUGUGUUCGAUUAGUGGUGUUCUUCCGCGUCAUACUGUAGUUUCAUUCAUUUUGGUGAAACUCUUUGGUUUUUGAAGUUCUUUUAUUUGGGGAUCUUAAAAGGUGGUUGCAGGAGUGAGAAUGAACAUUGGGGUAACCUUUAAGAGAUAUCGAGCUAUUAAGGAAGUUGGGAAGAUUAUAAUGAGUGUUGGGGUUAUUGCCUACUACCAACUGAUGCAAGUUUGUCAGGCUGAAUACUUCCGUCAGUUGCUUAAACCUGUUACGUAGUAUAGUUUCACAAACCCUCUGGACUCUGGGAUUUGGGAUAAACUGGACCUCCGGCUGUAUUCAUACGUAAGAAGGCAGUUGUAUUGAUUCUGGUUGCUUUUGAUUGAGAAUAGGCAGCUCUCCUGUACCAGAAUGGCGAUAACUUGAUUUUCAUAACAGUCCUUGUAGUAUUUUGCAAACGUUCAUCCAGUCAAAAGUCAAAGAAUCUUAGACUUUAGGUGAAUCUCUGUCUAUUCAGCUUUAACUACUUAGGAUUUCUGAUGCAGAGGGACCAACAGUUUGACCCCAACAAGGCAGCUCCCCACUUUGCAAAUCAAGUGGGUAAUAAUUACAUGCAUAUUCCAGUUGCAUCUGCGCGUGGGGCAGUUUUACCUCAUGAGGCAAAGCACAUCAAACCUUUCCAUGGUGUUGAAUUUCAAACCUCUGACAUUUGCCCGAAGAAUUUCAUUAUCUUCGACCAGACUGAUCAUCGAAGUCAGAUAAUGUUCAAUCCAGCAAUUGCCCACAAAAUUACUGGUCCUGCCUUUAACAUCUGUGCAGCUUACAUCCAAGACAAUCUGGGAUUGAACGAGGGAAAUAAUGAGGAUAGAGAAACAUCCUCUUCUCUGAAGGAGGACUCAGAUGAUAUUGAUGCAUUGUUGAGCUUGGAAGAGGAAGAGCUGGAAGAAUAUGACGAGGAAGAGGUCAGUACAGCACGAACUCAUGGAAAUUAUGGGAGCAUGUCCCCUGAUUCUUGCUCCAAUUAUGGUUUGAAAACCAAGAAGAAUAGGCAAUGCUCUUCACUUGGAAAAUCUUCUGGCAUUGGUAGCAGCAGCUGCAACAGUGAAAGGAAGCGACAGAAAAUGAAGAAGAUGGUGAGGGUGCUGAGAGGGAUUGUACCUGGCGGGAAUGAAAUGAACACUGUCGAUGUUCUAGAUGAAGCUGUGCAAUACUUGAAGUCUCUCAAGGUUGAACUGCAGAACCUUGGAGUUGAGAAUUUGAAUGACUAAGCUUGAUCUUGAGCUAUGGUGCCAAUAGUUAUCCCUGAUAUUUGGUACUCAUAUUGGACCACUAAAUGUAAUGGAUGUGGUGUCUCUCUGAAUAUGAUUAUGGAGCUGUCUGGUGUGGCUCCUUGAAGUUGUAUUCUAAUCUUCUCUUUGAUUUGUAGUAUGACUACUCAGUUUCUUGUUUUCAGUUAAUUUUGUAUGGCAAGUUGCCGCUAUCGACUGCUAUACAACUAUGUGACUUUUUUCUCCAGCCUCGGGUUGGUUAAUAAAUCAAUUUCCUUAUGUUAGCUAUA
Prunus dulcis (almond) is the source of this 2331-nucleotide messenger RNA. Its product is annotated as transcription factor bHLH144. The record is from RefSeq and is a predicted model, not a curated record. The coding region runs from base 1313 to 2041 and encodes 242 amino acids. Gene Ontology annotation, molecular function: protein dimerization activity. The transcript has 3 exons. NCBI's taxonomy places the organism in Eukaryota, Viridiplantae, Streptophyta, Magnoliopsida, Rosales, Rosaceae.